This is a messenger RNA of Suricata suricatta (meerkat), 4666 nucleotides long. RefSeq names its product ATPase phospholipid transporting 10A (putative) (gene ATP10A). Bases 1 to 4425 code for a protein of 1474 amino acids. The record is from RefSeq and is a predicted model, not a curated record. The transcript has 24 exons. Gene Ontology annotation, molecular function: ATP binding; magnesium ion binding; ATP hydrolysis activity. Gene Ontology annotation, biological process: phospholipid translocation. Gene Ontology annotation, cellular component: plasma membrane. Lineage: Eukaryota; Metazoa; Chordata; Mammalia; Carnivora; Herpestidae.
AUGGGACACCCUGGCAUGGCUGGAUGGCGUUUGAGCCAGGGUACAGGAGCCGGGCGCGGCGCGAGGCGGGGCCCGGAGCUGCGGCGGCGGAAACGGCCCGGCGGGCGCCAGUACAAGGGGGCUCUGACGCGCGUGGUGCGCUCCAACCUCCUGCCUCCCCCGAGCGUCGAGGACCCCACGGCAGGCGCGGCCAAGGGUGCGCGGUGGCGCGGGGGCACCCAGCACCUGGCCGACAACCGGCUCAAGACCACCAAGUACACUUUACUGUCCUUCCUGCCCAAGAACCUUUUUGAACAGUUCCACCGCCUAGCAAACGUGUACUUCGUCUUCAUCGCGCUGCUCAACUUCGUGCCGGCGGUGAACGCCUUCCAGCCCGGCCUAGCGCUGGCGCCCGUGCUCUUCAUCCUGGCCGUCACGGCCUUCAAGGACCUGUGGGAGGACUACAGCCGCCACCGGUCGGACCACGAGAUCAACCACCUGGGCUGCCUCGUCUUCAGCAGGGAGGAAAAGCAGUAUGUGAACCGAUUCUGGAAAGAAAUUCGUGUGGGAGAUUUUGUGCGUCUUCGCUGCAAUGAGAUCAUCCCUGCAGACAUUCUCCUGCUCUCCUCCAGUGACCCGGAUGGGCUGUGCCACAUCGAGACUGCCAACCUGGAUGGAGAGACCAACCUGAAGCGACGGCAGGUGGUCCGCGGCUUCUCAGAGCUUGUCUCCGAAUUCAAUCCUUUGACGUUCACCAGUGUAAUCGAGUGUGAGAAGCCAAACAACGACCUGACUAGGUUUCAUGGUUGCAUCACGCACAACAAUGGGAAAAAGGCCGGGCUGUAUAAAGAAAACCUGCUGUUGCGAGGAUGCACCAUCAGAAACACAGAAGCUGUUGUUGGCAUCGUCAUCUAUGCAGGACACGAAACCAAGGCUCUGCUGAACAACAGCGGGCCCCGCUACAAGCGCAGCCAACUUGAGAGGCAAAUGAACUGCGAUGUGCUCUGGUGUGUCCUCCUCCUCGUUUGUAUGUCUCUGUUUUCUGCGGUCGGACAUGGACUGUGGGUAUGGCGGUAUCAAGAAAAGAGAUCAUUAUUUGAUGUCCCUGAGUCUGAUGGCACCUCUUUAUCCCCAGUCACAGCUGCAGUUUACUCAUUUUUGACAAUGAUAAUAGUUCUGCAGGUUUUGAUCCCAAUUUCCUUAUAUGUUUCCAUUGAAAUUGUUAAAGUAUGCCAAGUGUACUUCAUUAACCAGGAUAUGGAGUUAUACGAUGAAGAAACAGACUCACAGCUGCAGUGUCGAGCUCUGAACAUCACAGAAGACUUAGGGCAGAUACAGUAUAUCUUCUCAGAUAAAACUGGCACUUUAACUGAGAAUAAGAUGGUUUUCCGAAGAUGCACUGUGUCUGGCAUAGAAUAUUCCCAUGAUGCAAAUGCCCAGCGUCUGGCCAGGUACCAGGAGGCAGACUCAGAGGAGGAAGAGGCAGUACCCAGAGGGGGCUCACUGCCCCAGCGUGGCAGCAUUGGGAGCCAUCAGAGCAUUCGCAUCAUGCACAGGAGCCAGAGCACCAAGUCACAUCGGCGCACAGGCAGCCGGGCCGAGGCCAAGCGGGCCAGCAUGCUGUCCAAGCACACGGCUUUCAGCAGUCCUAUGGAGAAAGACAUUACACCUGACCCAAAGCUGUUUGAGAAGGUGAGUGAAUGUGACAGGUGUUUGGCCAUUGCAAGGCACCAGGAACACCCACUGGCCCACCUUUCACCAGAGCUCUCUGAUGUGUUUGACUUCUUCAUCGCACUCACCAUCUGCAACACAGUAGUAGUCACAUCCCCGGAUCAGCCGCGACAAAAGGUGAGGGUGAGAUUGGAGGUGAAGUCCCCUGUGAAGACGAUAGAAGACUUCCUACGAAGGUUCUCACCUAGCCGCCUGACCUCCGGCUGCAGCAGCAUCGGGAGCCUGGCCACCAACAAGACCACCCACAAGUCAGGGUCCAACUUUCUGUCCAACCUGUCCAAUGAGAGCACACUGCUCAGGCUGGAGGAGAGGCUAGGCCAGCCAGCCCCAGCCAUUGCCAGCAAUGGCUACAGCAGUGGGGCUGCCAGUUGGGCCCCGGAGAACACUGCCAAGGAGCAGGAGUUAGAGCUGGAGCAGGAGCAGGAGCGGGAACUGCGCUAUGAGGCAGAGAGCCCCGACGAGGCAGCCCUUGUGUACGCUGCACGGGCCUACAACUGCACGCUGGUAGACCGGCUGCAUGACCAGGUGUCAGUGGAAUUGCCCCACUUGGGCAGGCUCACCUUUGAGCUCCUGCACACGCUGGGCUUCGACUCUAUUCGCAAGAGGAUGUCAGUGGUGAUCCGGCACCCACUCACUGAUGAGAUCAAUGUCUACACCAAAGGAGCUGACUCGGUGGUCAUGGACCUCUUACUGCCUUGCUCCUCAGAUGACGCCCGAGGAAGGCAUCAAAAGAAAAUCCGAAGCAAGACUCAGAAUUACCUCAACUUGUAUGCAGUGGAAGGUCUGCGCACCUUGUGCAUCGCCAAAAGGGUUCUGAGUGAAGAGGAGUAUGCCUGUUGGUUGCAAAGCCACUUAGAAGCAGAAUCCUCCCUGGACAACCGUGAGGAGCUUCUCUUCCAGUCUGCCAUUCGCCUGGAAACAAAUUUGCAUCUGUUGGGUGCUACCGGGAUUGAAGACCGCCUGCAGGAUGGAGUCCCAGAAACCAUUGCUAAAUUGCGUCAAGCAGGCCUGCAGAUUUGGGUUCUUACCGGUGACAAACAAGAAACAGCCAUUAACAUUGCAUAUGCUUGCAAACUGCUGGACCAUGAUGAGGAAGUCAUCACCCUGAAUGCUGAAUCCCAGGAGGCCUGUGCGGCCCUGCUAGACCAGUGCCUACACUACGUGCAGUCCAGGAGCCCCCUCAGUGCCCCUGAGAAGAACACAGACAACGUGAGCGUGGGGUUCUCCCCUCUCUGCCUGCCCUCUACAUCCACCAACUCUGGUCCCAGCCCGAGCCUCGUGAUCGAUGGGAGAAGUCUGGCCUACGCCCUUGAGAAAAACCUAGAAGACAAAUUUCUCUUUCUCGCUAAGCAGUGCCGGUCAGUCCUUUGCUGCCGCUCAACACCUCUGCAGAAGAGUAUGGUGGUGAAACUGGUCAGAAGCAAGCUCAAGGCCAUGACUCUGGCUAUAGGAGAUGGAGCUAAUGAUGUCAGCAUGAUCCAGGUGGCAGAUGUGGGUGUGGGAAUCUCGGGCCAGGAAGGCAUGCAGGCAGUGAUGGCCAGUGACUUUGCAGUGCCGAGAUUCCGAUACCUUGAGAGACUCUUAAUUGUUCAUGGACAUUGGUGCUAUUCCCGACUUGCCAACAUGGUACUGUACUUCUUCUACAAAAAUACAAUGUUUGUGGGCCUACUGUUUUGGUUCCAGUUUUACUGUGGCUUCUCUGCAUCUGCCAUGAUUGACCAGUGGUAUCUGAUCUUCUUUAAUCUGCUCUUCUCGUCACUUCCCCAGCUUGUGACUGGGGUGCUGGACAAGGAUGUGCCAGCUGAUGUGCUGCUGACUGAACCACAGCUCUACAAGAGUGGUCAGAACAUGGAGGAGUAUCGGCCACGCGCAUUCUGGUUAAACAUGGCUGACGCUGCCUUCCAGAGCCUGGUUUGCUUUUUCAUUCCUUACCUGGCCUACUAUGACUCGGACACAGAUAUGUUUACCUGGGGGACCCCCAUCACGGCAAUUGCGCUGUUCACCUUCCUCCUGCACCUUGGUAUUGAAACAAAGACCUGGACCUGGCUCAACUGGAUAGCUUCUGGCUUCACACCUGUUGCUGCACUGCUUCCCAGAUUGUUUUUCAAAGCCAUGCAGGGGAGCCUUUUCCCCACCCAACUUCAACUGGGACGCCAGCUGGCCAAGAUGUCCCCCAAGACAGUCACUGCUCCCAAAGAGACCUUUGCUCAGGGACACCUCCCAGAAGAACCCAGAACUGAAUCAUCUGAAAAGAGGAGCAUCAGGACCUCUGGAUCCCUCUCCCAGGACUGCACCUUACAGGCAUCUUGGCAUGUGCAGCAGCCUGCCUGCUCCCCAGAAGCUCGUGGGGAGCCCAAUGUGGUGGACAUGAACUUGCCUUUAAGGGAGAACAUUCUGCUAGAAGGACUGAGCAGUCAGGCCCCGGGUCCCUCCAUGCCAAGGGAGGCUAUCUUGGAAGGGUGUCCUGGAGAUUCCAAGAUGAAAUCCACCAGCACCAGCAGGGCAGCCCCCCUGUCAUCGAUUUUCAACCUGUCCAAUUUCAGCUCAUUUAACUGGAUUUCCCCCCUCUCUCUGGUCAGUGGACUAGGAAGUGUCUUACAGUUUUCUCGAAGUAGUUUACAGAUGGACAAGAGGGACAGCGAGUUCUUGCCUAGCCCGCCUCAGCCAGACCAGGAUCUGUGUGGCUUAAGUGGGCAGACCACCGACUACUUCUAGGAGCAACUUUCAGGGACUGCAGCUGAUGGCAGUAGCAGUGAAAACUUUGGGCCUGUUUUUUUAUAUAACUUAGAUGUUAAUAUUAUUUAUGUUUAUUAUUUGCACAGAAGAGUUCUAGUGAAAUAUAUUUUAUGUUUCCAAGGCUAACACAGGAAAUGAAAGGUACCAAAAAGAAAAUUUAUUUUUUAAAAGUUCUAAGUAGAAUAUAUUGAAAAGGAAAAUAAGAGCUUUAACAUAUAUA